Molecule: messenger RNA, 841 nt
Organism: Cantharellus anzutake
Lineage: Eukaryota; Fungi; Basidiomycota; Agaricomycetes; Cantharellales; Hydnaceae
Exons: 8
Coding region: 264-797 (177 amino acids)
Source: RefSeq, a predicted model, not a curated record
CGAAGUACGAUCGUUGAAUCGAGCUGCUUUCUGGCGCGGUCGGACAUGCCAGUGCAUGCAACAUCCAGCGGUGUCCCUGGCGUGGGCAGGUGACCAGCCUCUAUUACCAAGAUGAGAACCCCAUCGAUUCAAUGCUGUGCAGCUGCCUUUCUAAUUGAAGGCGUGUGGGCCCAUGCUCAGGAGUCAGAUCCCCUGAAUACCAUCCAUGUUCCAGUUCCAACUCCCCAGAGGAAAGGGUAAAAGGCUAAGGGUAUUAUGAGGAGAUGCUGGUACGAUUGUUUCAUGUCCACCCGAGCGCGUCGCAAUGCGUGGUUCGAUUUCCUGACACACCAGGCGGAAUAACGGCUGGCCUUCCGUUCCGGAUCUCGUGGACUAACUGCACAACGCCCGUUCAAGUUCAAGUUUUGGACAAACCCGGAGGUUACGUACUUCAAAACUACAUUAGAUAUGAAUCUCCUUCCUACAUUAACAUCACUGACGGCAAUGUGGGCAGGACGAUUUACCUUAGCUUGAGAGAUCGGACUGGAUCCUUUCAUUCAAGCUUACCUUACGUUGUCAAGCCGAAUUCUGCCUUUGUGUCCUCGUCCUCCAUGUCCGCUUCACAUACAAUUCGUCUCGCUCAGUGCUGCAUCUGUUCGGUUUGUCAGCCUUGUCAGCGUUUCCUCUGUCGCGGCGCUCUCGGCACAAUCGACGAUCUCAAUUCGGUCAGCGAACUCUGUCCAGUCAGAGCGCUCGACACUGUCUGUACACUCCGUGCGGUCCGUGCGGUCCGUGCGGUCCGUACAGUCCACGAGUAGUGUCCAAUCCCUUGCCAGGCUUUCGUCACUCUCAGUUCAGUCCU